AUGGCAAAACUAGAGAUGCAAAAUAAAGUCCUCCUCGAGGCGGUUAAACAAUACGAAGUCAGAGUGGCUAAAUUGGAAGCGCAAAACAACUCCCUCCUUGAGACGGUGAAGAAAUCAGCAACAGAACAGGCCAAAACCACGGAGAGUUGGGCGCACGUAGUGGCUAGAACUUCACCUCAGUCAGGAGCCACACUAUCGCCCCCAACAUCAUACCCUUCUAUCCCAAACUCAUUAAAUCCUCAUGGCUCCAUCUCGCAAACUUCGGAAACACUACAAACAUCCAUCGUCCUCGACCUAUUAAACACCGCCGAUCGAGUGGAAGACUUCACACAACUAAAAGAGAAGAUCAAUGAAGCUUUGAGGAAAUAUGGGCACACUAAGGAUGCGCGGUGUGUGGGGGUACAAAGGCGAGUAGGGGGAGAAUGUCAAGUCAAACUGUAA
Messenger RNA from Rhinocladiella mackenziei CBS 650.93, 441 nucleotides. RefSeq lists its product as uncharacterized. The transcript has a single exon. Bases 1 to 441 code for a protein of 146 amino acids. Lineage: Eukaryota; Fungi; Ascomycota; Eurotiomycetes; Chaetothyriales; Herpotrichiellaceae. The record is from RefSeq and is a predicted model, not a curated record.